AGCAUGUUCAGUCACAUGGAAUCCACACAAGAUGAUGGGUGUCCCUCUGCAGUGCUCUGCCAUACUGGUCAAGAAAAGAGGUCUCUUACAGGAGUGUAAUAAGUUGGGGGCCCAGUACCUUUUUCAGACGGACAAACCGUACGAUGUGAGCUAUGACACUGGAGAUAAAAGCAUCCAGUGUGGCCGACACGUUGAUGUGUUUAAACUCUGGCUGAUGUGGAAGGCAAAGGGCUCAGACGGCUUUGGAUCUCAAGUCAACAAAUGUCUGGAGAAUGCUGAGUAUCUCUAUGAUCAGCUGCAGAAAAGGACAGAAUUUGAACUAGUCUUCAAAAACAAACCAGAGCACAGUAAUGUGUGUUUCUGGUACAUCCCUCCCAGUCUGAGAAGCUUGCCACCCGGACCUGACAGAGAUAGACGACUCCAUCAGAAGAUCACAAACAUGAUGGACCCAGCAGACAUCCCAGAGGAGUUAAGUGAGGAGCUUGAGAGGCUCCCGAGAGUCGCCUUUUCGCAUCAGUGGGUCUAUAGACUCAAAGACUGUGUCCAUUGGCUUGACGGCUAUGGGAGGGAGGGAACCACGCCUCCUGCAGUUUCUGCGACUUGUGAGGGUGUUGGACCUCCUGGUUCCCCUGAAACAGGGGCUCCAUGCCCAGGGAUUAGCUCAGGCCAUAAGGACCUCCUGAGCCACGCAGUCUCCGAUGCAGCAGCCACGUCAGCAACCCGGCAAGCCUCAGCGUUGGGGUCCAGAGCAGAUUAA
Molecule: messenger RNA, 757 nt
Organism: Neolamprologus brichardi
Lineage: Eukaryota; Metazoa; Chordata; Actinopteri; Cichliformes; Cichlidae
Source: RefSeq, a predicted model, not a curated record